This is a messenger RNA of Blepharisma stoltei, 759 nucleotides long. Lineage: Eukaryota; Ciliophora; Heterotrichea; Heterotrichida; Blepharismidae. The record is from the annotation of a GenBank genome assembly.
AUGUUUAACAUUCAAAAAUCAAAUACAUUGACAAUAAAAGAUAUUUUGAUUGGCAGUGCCACCCCAGUUGUUUAUACAAAAUCAAGCAGCAAGCCCAUAACCCGGCCUUCAACCAGUGUAAGGUCAAGACCUCAAUCAAGAUUUUCCGAUAGCUCCAAAAAUAACACCACAACUUUUAUCACAAAUACAAUGAAAUCUUUGAUUAAUAAGCCUUCUCAACGACAUAAAAAAAAUUUAACGACUUCAAAUCAUUAUUUUAGAGAUAUCCAAACCGGCAAAAAAUGAUUUGAAAGACUUGAUAUGCCUGAAGUCCCUAUGCUAUUUUCACAUCCUAAAAAAUCACGUAUUAUCAAAAUUUAUGAAAAAUCCAAAACUGCGAAUUUGUCAGGAAAAUUAAAAAUUUUUGAGCAAGAAAACUCAGAAGAAAGAGGGAUUUUUAAUACUCAAGGGAUGAAAAUUAUGAAAAGAAAAAUUCAAAAAGCUAAAGAAAUUCAAUUAAAGGUCAAUUUUGAUGGUAAAGAAAGAGCUUUUGAAAAGUUUGAUACAUCAUUAUUGAAAAUUAAAGAAAUAGAAAAUAAACAAAAGGAAAAUAAUUCUGAAGAAAAAAUCAUUAAAUUAAAGCCAAUUUCAGAUAAUCCGGUUAGAAAUCAUCGUAUUUUGAGACCUCAGAUAUUAGUAGAAAAAAAUUCAAAUCUUAAUGAUAGUCCUUCAAAAGAUACAGAAAGUCCAUCCCCAACGUAUGUGCCAAGAUAUUCAUAG